AGGGCAACAGGCCCCGGGACCUCCCCCUUCCCCAGAGCGUGUUCGGUUUUCUGCUGAGUUGCAGUGGUCCGAGAGCAAGUGUUCACCUUGUGCUAUGAUAUAUGUCAUAUAAAUAAACAUCGCUGCCACAUUCACAUCCGGAGGGAUCUUAAACAUUUCAACGGGUGUCUUGUCAUCGGCACCUCACCGUCAACUCACUGGGCCUUGAAGGAAAUUGAAAAGCAAAAUGUUUAACCCGCACAUCCAUCAGCAGCAACAGCAGCAGCAACAACAGCAGUUUCAUCAGCAUCUGCGGCAGCUACAGCAACUUUUCCAGCAGCAGCAGCCUCCACCCCCUCCACCUCCGCAGCCUGCACCGGCGCAUCAUGUCCCGCAUCACCACCACCAGACACCGCGAGCCAUUCCUGUACCACCUCAGACUGCUCCCACUGCCAGGAUGGUCAACCUGUGCCAGGCAACCCAGACUACCAUCAUCACCCCCAAUCCCAUGUUACAGGGCGCACUACUGAUGCAGCAGAUGCAGGGUAACAUGCGAGGUUUUGCGAUGGGAGGACAGCAGUUCCGUCAGUUCUUUGCAGCUGGGACCCGGUCCUCUCUGCUUGGGCCAGUUCCCAUGGGUGUGGCUAUCAAAUCCCCCAUGAUGGGUUUCCCAGCUGCACGUCCGUUUCACCCGCAUGUUCGAUACUACAACAACAACAACAACACCGCCACCACCACUGCACCUUCCUCCUCCUCCUCUUCAUCCUCCACCUCCACCAGCACAACAGUAAUUACAAAAGAUAUCACAGGUCGCCCAUCAGACAGGAAGAGGGAUGGAGAGCAGAUGGCAGCAGAGAGCAGCAAUGACCAGCCAGAAGCAAGCACGUCCACCGAGGCCAAUGAGAAGACUGAAACAGAUAAUGCUGCAGCAGGAGGUGAAGGAUCCACUCUGCCAUCUGAGGAGACGCUUGGAGAACCUGUAGUAAAGAAGCCAAGGACAGAAGGGCCUGAGGAUCCCAAAGAGCAGUCUGUGGUUGAGACUCAGACUGUCCCUGUGGCAGAGACCGUCCCUCUAGUGGAGGCUGAUGGAGAACUGCUUUCCUCUGAAUGCAACAGCCAGCUUGAGGACUGCAUCAUUCUAGAUGAAGAGGGAUCUGCAGCAGACUCAGAUGUUGUUGAAUUGGAUUUACUGAUGACCAAAGCAGUGGUGCACAGCUGUCCUCCUGCUGUAUCACCAUCUUCCAGACUGAGUGAAGAGGUCCAGCAGGUGAAUUUACCCUCAGCAGAGAUGACACAAGAUAAAGACAUUUGUUUGACUUCACCGGAAAACCAGGAGGAAGCAGAGGAGGGUGUAACAGAGGGCACCAGCAAAUUCUACUGCUACCUCUGCAGCAUCACCUGCCACAACCAGCAAAACUUCAGGAGUCAUAUGAACAGCGUUUCCCACCAGCAAAGAAUGAUGGAGAUCCAGCACAUGAGUAACGCCUGCCUAGUCACCCUGCUGCCGCGAGUACAGGAGUCUCUACAAGGAACAAGCAAAGAUGGAGAGAAAAAAUCUGAGUUGAAGCGCUGGUGUUCCACCUGUCAGACUCACUUCAGCAGUAGUAUCAUGGACCACCGUCGGACCAAGGAGCACAAACUCGUAAGUAGAACGGCCAUCUCAUCCUGCACUGUCUGCAAGAAACACUUCAGGACUUCGCAGAUUUUCAUAGAGCAUUUGCAGUCCCAGGAGCACAGACAAAAAGUGGAGAAGGAAAAUGAGGGCUGUGAGGACUCAGCUAAGCUGACAGUCAUGGAUACAGAGGGAUUUUUGGUGGAAGAGGAAGAGGGUAGUGAGGUAGAGGAGGAGGAGGAAGAGGAAGAGGAGGAGAAGGACAACAGACCAAGCAAUGAAGGAGACCAAGAUGAUUCAGACAAAAGGGAUGGCUGGACCUCCCUUAAAGAAGUGACUCUGAAGAACAUGGAUCAUGAUGAGCAGUAUGACCCUGACACAGUCUAUGGGUCCAGUUUUUUUGUUCCAGUUGCAGGCUUUAUCUGCAGGCUCUGCAAGAAAUUCUACCAUUUUGAGUCUUCUUCCUUACACUCCCAUUGCAAAUCCCUGAAACACUUUGAGAACCUCAAGAAGUACAAGAUUUUGAUGAGUCAAAAAGGUGAAGCAGUUGAAUCCUGCAGAGAAUCUGUGCAAGCUCAGGACAGCGUCUGUCCUGUACCUGAAUCUAACAGAGACUGGUCAGAUGACACAAGUUUAGAUUCAGGGCUGAACUCUGUGCAGCCUAUCAUUACGCUGCCCCAAAUGACCCAGCAACCAGAGAAACAAGAAGAACCCAACGUAUCCCUAGCGGACCUCAGCUCCACCUCACCACUCAGCAGCACCCACUGCACAGACCAUGGAUUCUGUAGCGUGGAAGACAAGACCACAUCCCAUGAUUCUGUAGAUCAGAAGGAACCUGCUGACAGCAAAGAGGAACCUACUGACAGCAAAGAAGAACCUGCUGACAGCAAAGACGAACCAGGCCCAGACCCAACAGCAGAUGCUGAAGGAAAUGAAGAGCAACAGGAGGGGGAGAUGGAACCUGUGGUAGUCCAAGGGAAAAAGAAUAGCACAGGUAAGGCAAAAGCUGCUCCUAAACGGAGGUCAGGGAGGGCUGCAAACAGACGCUGAGUCAAAGAAAAGAUGCAGAAAGAGAGAAGACCUGGUGCAGACGCAUUGUUAGGACACGUUGUACCUGUAGAGGAAGAGGUACUUUUAUGGAACAGACACAAAAAUAAACAGCCAAGUGUCUCUGUGUUGUUGGAAAGUGUGAACUAAAAGAGAAGAAUGUCAAUGGUGAGUCAUCACAGGGAGGGAACUGAACCCCUGACCUCUAUCACAUGCAGAUAGUAAGUAAACCUCACAUCCACUGAAUUAAAUAAAUUGUUGGGAAAAUGUGUGACAAACCCAGAGCUUUUAUAAUUAGAAUCAAAAUGAUGUCAAAAUAAAUGACGUGUGUAGUUGAAGCUGAUGAUUCUUUUUUUGUGUAUAAAUUGGUAAAAACUUCAUCUGCAUGAAUGAAAAAUAAUUAUGCUUUACUUUCCCUUAAGACGACUCACAUGGGUUUAUGAUCAGAAAACACAAAUCUGAAAGUGAUAGCAUUUCUUAGUGUAUUCUCACUGUGUAGGAAAAACAGUAUAUGGACAGUUUCUUCUUUGCAGACCUUGUAGUUACUUUUAACCCCGUGAUAAUCGCUGCCCAGUCUUUAUUAACACUUGAGGGUUGAAAUGGAAAUGGUGGCUGCUGGGUUUUCUGUCCAGCUGGUCUGUUUUAUGCUUUCCCACCCUGUAAUUAAACAGAUCAGGGGUUUGGUGAAGUCUUCUUUAGGUAGAUACUUGAGCAAGUUAUGUCCUCAAUAUAACCUACACGCGUCAAAGACAGUACUGACGGUGUAGUGGAGAUGUUAUCCACUGUCGCUAACCAUGUAGCACAGGACUUGUAGUGAGGUCAGAUGUGUAGACUGACUAAAUGAAAUGUAUGAACAGGCGCCAACUUCAGUUUGAGGAAGUAUUAUCACUAGUAAAGUGCUACUAUGACUUCACUUGUGAACAGUGCUGGAUUUGAAUCUGAUUCUUGAGGUUUGAAGUAGAAAAGUAUUUUCUCAUCUUUUUUUAGUUUUGUUUUUGAAGUUCAAUUGUAUUUAAGCAGAAAAAUUGCCAUAAAUUAGUGUUUUUUAAAAACUGUUCAUCCUUGCAGGAUACCACUAGUUUAAAGAAAAAAAUAACAUCCCAUGUUGAGGUCUAAGCUGGUUGUGUACUUGAACACUCUAACAUUGCUGAAACUUUAUAGUUUUAAUCCGUGAUCCACAGGAGCAGCAAAAGAUGAGCUUUCAGACACUGAAUUUAGAGCUGUCCACUAAGACUUGAUGUAAACUUUGCAGAACUAAGCUUGAUGCUGCUUUAAGGAAGUUUUGUAACCUUUCUACUGUUGUGAGGUGAUUGACAGUGUAAUCCAUUUUAAUUUAUAUUUUUAAACUUGAAACAUCUGUUCGUCCCGAGAUCACUCACAUCAAAUCUACUGAAAUAUGUGGAAUAUCAUUUGUCCACAAGCUGCUUUUCAUUCUUUUAAGGUUCAGUGUGUGAUAUUUAGGGGCUAGAUUGUAACCAACUGUUAGCACAGUGGCUGUGAACUCAGUAACCAGACUUAACCUUUAUUUUUUUUGGCUGCCAAAAUGUAACUAAUUCAUCCUUGUGUGUUUGUGUCAUAUAUUAAAUUGCUUUGCUAAAUUUGACUCAUAUUACUUCAUGACUUUACAAUUAGUUUGUGCUUAGUGCCUCUGUGCCUCUUUGCAUUGAAAGUUAAAAUGCCUAAGUUUACCUGACCUAACCCUUAUUUCCUGGUCUGUAAAGUUAAGUCAUCACCAGCUAGGUCACUCAGACCAGGUGAACCCUCUUGGUACCAGGUGAACCCUCUUGGUACCUACCCAGUCCAUCAGCUGACCAACCCACAUGUGCAGUUCAAACAAAAAACAUAACGUGCUGUACAAUUUUGACACCCCUUGGCCAAGUAAGAUUCUGAUUUGAAAGUUAUUGCCCUAUAAUUUAUAUUAGAUUGUCUUUGUGUAAAAUUUAUUACAUACAUAUUUAUAUUUGAAAGUACUCAGAUAUUAUAACUGCACAAGGAACAAGGCUAUUUGACUUUUAAAAAGUUGGUCAAGGUCACCUAUUUUCAGUAGGCUUCUGUUCCAUGCCAAGAUGCAUCCACAGUAUAAAUUUGGUGCAGAUAUCUCAGUGAUUUCUUCAGAUGAUGUGAUUAUGUCAUCGAAUGGACAGACAACAAAAUGAUUACAAUAUCCCUUGGGACAGGAAUUGGCCAAGGGGUAACCAGGCCCUCGGGUGAUUCUGAUGGAGUGAUGAAGUCAGAGCCACCAGUGAGAUGUUAGUAUGACCCUGCUUCCUGUAGCUUGACAAAGCCAUGGAUACUUUUAUAAAAAUUUGAAGAAAUUAACUCAAGGUGUUUCUGAAAACAUUGCAUUCAUCAAAUGUGGCAGACAUCCUUGAGUCCAAAAGGUCAUUUGUGCCAAAUUUUGUGAUAUUGUUUGCAUACUAAAUGUAAUGGGGAAUCAGAACUUCUUAUAGAAAUUACCCUAAAAUAAAAUAGGACUAAGGGUCCUGUAGUCAACGGCAUAUUUAAAGACAAUAAUUGGCAUUCCUUUGACCUAUAAAGGUCACAGGUCAUGGCACCAAAUGAAAGCCCAUGUAUGACUUCUAUCUAUUACCAAUAUUAAUUAUAUCCAUAUAUCUUCAACUGUUUUCAAGUUACAGCACUUUGAAAUUUGUCUCAUUAUAAACCAAUGGGGAUUUUUUUAAAAAUCCAAAAAUCAAUGUUUCCCAAUUCUUUGAACAAACUUGGUAGACCUUACCUCAAAAAUGUUCCACAACAAAUAUCAAGUCAUUCUGACCAGCUACUUUGGAGAAGAAGAUUCUUGAAAAUUGUUUACGGAUUGGCGACGGACAGACGCCAACUGAUACCAAUAGUCCAUCGGACCCUUUGGGCUGUUGGACUAAAAAUAGUCUGAUGUGAGGAUGGAACUGGUGGCCUUGGAUAUGGUGGACCCCAUGCAGGCUAAACCUGUAGAUAUGAACAGCUAAGGCAAUGACAAUACAGUGAUUCCUAUUUACAUGUGAUUAAACAAUAAUAAAAACAUAACUAUGAAUAUUCUAUUCCAAUCCUCUUUAACCCCUAAAUCUUACACACUGGACCUUCUUUAAGCAAAAAAUUUGCCCUAAAACAGUGUUGUCAGGAUAUCAAUGUUAAAUCAGAUCUGGUGUCCAGAAACAAACUUCCAUAUUUCCAUGGACUGAAAAUGCUUCAACACAUCUGCAGCAUCCAUUUCUACUUGUCUAUGUAGUAGCUGCUAAACGCUGGUGGACAGUUGGAGUUGCAGACAGUCUGAGAUAGUCAUGUAGUGUUAGUAGGUGUUCAAUGAAGCCAAGUGUCCUUGUGAAGCUGCAUCUCUGAUAAAGCACCAGUAACAUUCAGUAUACCAGCCAGUCCUAGUUCCACAUUCUAUUAUUAUCUUUGGUUUGUCAUUUCAGUGUCACAAGUCUCAUGUACUUAUUUAUGACCAGUGUGUUGAAAUACUUCAUCCUCAUCAUUGAGAUUGAUAUUUUAAAAGACAGGCUGACAUGUACCUAGUCAUGUAGUCAUGAUAGCAACUGUCACAUAUUAGUCUUUUUAAAAGGAACCAUAUGGUAAAUAAUGAUUUGUGUGAGGUAAACUGUAACAUUUAUCUCUUAAGCAGGAGCAAGAAAAAGGCAUGUAAAGGAUUCUUUCAAAGCUGUAUGUUUCUUAUUGUAUUUUUAUUCAGCUACUGACAAUUUGAGAUGAACAGGUGAUGUUUUCUAACUGCUGGAAGUUUAAUGUAUUUUUGAAUGUUUGUUUUCUGUUUUGGGUCAUUUUAAUUUAUAUUAAAAUGUCUGACAAUUCCCACAC
This is a messenger RNA of Sphaeramia orbicularis (orbiculate cardinalfish), 6445 nucleotides long. It is a transcript of the gene ciz1a, whose product is annotated as cdkn1a interacting zinc finger protein 1a. Gene Ontology annotation, cellular component: nucleus. Bases 227 to 2641 code for a protein of 804 amino acids. Gene Ontology annotation, molecular function: nucleic acid binding; zinc ion binding. The transcript has 16 exons. The record is from RefSeq and is a predicted model, not a curated record. NCBI's taxonomy places the organism in Eukaryota, Metazoa, Chordata, Actinopteri, Kurtiformes, Apogonidae.